AUGGGAGAGCCUGUCAAAGUAUUGGUCAUCGGGUCCGUGCUCGGUGAGCUACGCGGGUUCGUCGACAAGGUCCAGACUCUGGACGGGAAAUACGGACCAUUUGCAUUUAUACUCUGUCUUGGGGACUUCUUUGACAACUCAGAUGAUCACCCAAGCGUCGAUGAACUCCUCGGCGGCUCCAUUCAUGUGCCUAAAACGACGUAUAUUAUGGGAGGAGAACACAAGCUACCCCAAAAAAUACUGGAAAAGGCCGCGCAAACUGGUGGGGAGCUCGCACCAAACAUUCUCCUGCUAGACAAAGCAACUGCACCUUCGAAUCAUUUUACAUCAUCCGACGUCCGCAAAUUGCUCUCCCACCCUUCAAUUACAAUCCCAAAAUCGCAACAAAACCCCAAUUCGCUCGCCGCAAUGAAAGCCUCAUCGACUACGACCAAGAUUGACAUUCUUCUUACCCACGUCACUCCCGCAUCGUUGACGUUGCACACGCCGAACAUGCCACCAUCAUAUCCAGACCGCGUCUCACCCCAGUUGGACGACAUAGUACGUGCUGCGAUGCCACGAUAUCAUUUCGUCUCCGGGGCUGGUAUGUUCUGGGAACGUGAACCAUUCCCUUGGCCGGAUGCUGCAGAUUCCGGACGGUGUACACGGUUUUUGUCAAUUGGUGCAUUUGGAGGACAAAUUCCCGAAGGACAGAAGCGACCAAGGUGGAGCUACGCCUUCACUAUCACACCGGUUACUCCGAAUACGCAUCCUGUGUCUCUUCCGCCCAAUAUCACAUUCAAUCCCUACAUUCCACACCAGGCAGUCGAAGGAUUUAUCGCGACGAAGCCACCGUCGCCGCAGGCCCAGAAGCGUGCCUUGGAUGAUUCUGGCGAGCAGUUUCGAUGGUCACAUGAGGGCAGAGAAGGGCCAAAACGAAGAAAGAAAGAGAAUUUACAGGCAAAUGGUUUACCAGAAGGAUAUGUUUGCAGAAUAUGCCAGUCAACAGAGCAUUCAAUUAAGGACUGCCCGGAGCGUUCAAAGCCGCCAGAAGGAUAUAUCUGCAGACGGUGCCAACAGUCUGACCACUUUAUUCGCGACUGCCCAACAAAGGAUGAAAAAGGCGACACUGGCGGGCGAAAGCCACCUCCCGGAUACGUUUGUCGAGCAUGCGGAAGUGAAAACCAUCUGAUCGAUGACUGUCCGGAGGUUGUCAAAGGGCGGCAUGAACGUGAGCAAAGGAGGCACAAAGGACCUGCAAAGGAAAUUACAGCCGAUGAAUGCUGGUUCUGUUUAAUGAAUCCGAAGCUUGCAAAACACUUGCUGGUGUCUCUUGGAGAAGAGUGCUACUUGUCGCUUCCCAAAGGCCAGCUCCCAAUUACGUCUUCGAAGGAUCCAAAGAUCAAAGAGCUCUUCCCUGUACCAGGCGGUGGACACAUACUUAUCAUUCCAAUCAGCCAUAGACCAACACUUCGCUCGCUACCUCCUUCAGAGGCUACAAGUACAUUGAACGAGGUUGAAAAAUAUAAGACUGCCCUCACCUCGUUCUUUGCGACCUAUGGCUGCAGUCCUAUCUUCUUUGAAGUCGCUAAGCGCAUGCUCCAUGGAGUGCACGCGCAAUUGCACACAUUGCCCAUCCCAAACUCGAUACCGCUAGAAGAAGUCGAACAAGCACUGGUUCAAACCGGAAAGCAAACUCGUAUCGAGCUUUUAGAAGAAGACCUUGGAGAGACGACGGACAAUUAUAUGCAAAUCGAAUUGCCUGGAGGAAAGCGGUUGGUACACAUUAUGGACGAUGGGACUCGAUUCCCAUUGCAGUUUGUAAGGAUGGCGCUUGCGAGUCUGUUUGGAGUACCGGACCGGGUGGACUGGAAGAGUUGCGUCGAGUCGGAAGAGAGAGAAAAGGAAGAGGCUGAGCAGUUUAAGAGUGCUUUCCGUUCGUUUGAUCCAUUCUUGUAG
Molecule: messenger RNA, 1938 nt
Organism: Serendipita indica DSM 11827
Lineage: Eukaryota; Fungi; Basidiomycota; Agaricomycetes; Sebacinales; Serendipitaceae
Source: the annotation of a GenBank genome assembly